Messenger RNA from Ustilaginoidea virens, 1839 nucleotides. RefSeq lists its product as uncharacterized. The coding region runs from base 1 to 1839 and encodes 612 amino acids. Gene Ontology annotation, biological process: mRNA pseudouridine synthesis; tRNA pseudouridine synthesis. The transcript has a single exon. Lineage: Eukaryota; Fungi; Ascomycota; Sordariomycetes; Hypocreales; Clavicipitaceae. The record is from RefSeq and is a predicted model, not a curated record. Gene Ontology annotation, molecular function: RNA binding; pseudouridine synthase activity. Gene Ontology annotation, cellular component: cytoplasm; nucleus.
AUGUCCCCUGGCAACUACAACAGCUGGACCAAGACGGGCCUCAUCCAGCGCGUUAAGGAGCUGGAGGACGAGCUGAGAGCCCGAUCUGGAGCUUCUGGAGCAGAGGCCGCUGCCCUAACGGAACCUGUUUCGGCAGGGACGGAGACAAAGAAGCCCAAGGGACCAAAGGCAAGACGUAAAAUGGACCCCUCACGCUACUCUUCACGCUUCAUUGCCCUCAAGCUGGCGUACCUGGGCAAAAACUACGGCGGCUUCGAGUUCCAAGCCGUGGGCAACCAACCGUCCAUCGAAGAGGAGCUGUGGAACGCCCUCACCAAGGCGUGCCUCAUCUUUCCAGAGGACGAGAGAAUCGUCCAGUUCGACUGCUGCGACUAUUCCAAAUGCGGGAGAACAGAUCGCGGAGUCAGCGCCUUUGGACAGGUCAUUGGCUUGAGGGUCCGGAGCAACAGACCGCUUCUCAGGAAGCCCGCCGCAGAUGCUACCGUGUCCGCUGCGGCCGCAUCGCAAGAGGCAGAGGCAGAGACAGAGACAGAGGCAGAGGCAGUGGCAGAGGCGGAGGGCCCGGGCCCGGGGGGACUCUCCCAACAGGACAAGCCAUUCGACGACGUCCACGACGAGCUUUGCUAUCCGAUGAUUUUGAACCGGCUGCUACCUGACGAUAUUCGCAUCCUGGCGUGGUGCCCGUCGCCACCCGUGGAUUUCUCUGCGCGGUUCUCCUGCCGCGAGAGACAGUACCGCUACUUUUUCACCCAGCCUGCGUUUGCCCCGGACCCGGCCCAUCUUGAGGCAGCACCGCCGCCACCAUCCACGACAACAGCUACAGCUACAGCUACAUCUACAGCUACAGCUUCAACCCCAGCAGCGGGCGGGAGCGUCAAUGGCCUCAAGACAGGGUGGCUGGACGUGGCCGCCAUGCGAGAUGCCGCCAAGCGUUUCGAGGGCGACCACGACUUCCGCAACUUCUGCAAGAUCGACCCGGCCAAGCAAAUCACCAAUUUCCGCCGGCGAAUCUACGAGGCUGACAUUGUGCAGGUCGAGAAUGCCAGCUUCGCCCUCGACUACCUGCAACAGCCAAGCUUCUCCGCUUCUGGGACGCGAGGAGACGACGCGAGCGGAUCCCGCCCCAAAGUCUACUACUUCCACGUCAGGGGCUCGGCCUUUCUGUGGCACCAGAUCCGACACAUGGUGGCCAUCCUGUUCCUGGUCGGGCAGCGCCUCGAACCCGCCACCAUCGUGUCGGAGCUGCUCGACACGAACAAGAACCCCAGGCGGCCGAGCUACGUCAUGGCCGACGAGGUUCCGCUCGUUCUCUGGGACUGCAUCUUUCCGGACCUUUCGCAGGAGGACCAUGCCGCGGCCGAGGCGCCCCGCGAGCGAAACGACUGCCUGGACUGGAUCUACGUGGGCGACGAGCACGCGUCGGCCAAGUUUGGCCAGUUUGGCGUCAUGGACACCACGUGGCAGCUGUGGAGGGGCCACAAGAUGGACGAGCUGCUGGCAGGUCAGCUGCUGCAGCUGGUCUCGCGGCAGGGCAAGUCGGGCGACGAGGAUGGCACAGCAGCAGCUGCCGAGCCAGCCGCACGAGUCGGCAGCAAGAGCAAGAGCAAGAGCAAGAGCAAGAGCAAGAGCAAGGGCACGGGCACGGGCACGGGCACGGGCACGGGCAGCGCCCGGCUUUUCGAAGGCGGGAAUGGCGCGCGCCUCGGCGGGCGGUACGUGCCCGUGAUGAAGAGGGAGCUGCUGCAGUCACCCGAGGAGCAGAACGACCGAUACGCCAAGCGCAAGGGGUACGCCGACGCAGGGGAUAUGAGGGCGCGAAAGUUUUGCACAUGUGAAUAG